AUGACUGAACAGGCCAAAAAUUCAAAUCCCAUCCGGCUAUGGGGCGGGAGGUUCACUGGGGAAAUGGAUCCCCUGAUGAACCAAUACAACGAGAGUUUGUCUGUAGAUCGAGUCUUUUACGCCCAGGACAUCAAAGGCUCCAUAGCCUAUGCCAGGGCCAAUGUCAAGACUGGCAUUUUGACCCAAGAAGAAUUUGAGAAACUUGAAGAGGGGCUCAAGAAAGUCCUCAAGGAGUGGGAAGAGGGCAAGUUCCAGCCAGCACCCGGAGAUGAAGACAUUCACACCGCCAACGAGCGCCGUCUAGGCGAAAUUAUUGGGACAAACAUCGCAGGAAAGCUCCACACGGGCCGCAGCCGGAACGAUCAAGUAGCGACCGAUAUGCGCAUGUGGCUCCGUGACGAGCUGAGCCUGAUCGAGCAGUACCUAGUCGAUCUGCUCAAGGUCAUCGCACACCGUGCCAAGCAGGAUAUCGUCUACAUCAUGCCCAGUUACACCCAUCUUCAGAGGGCUCAGCCGAUCCGAUGGAGUCACUGGCUUCUCAGUCAUGCGACGGCGUUCCAAUCCGACCUCGAGCGUCUGCGGUUCACCAAAAAGAACAUCAACAAACUCCCCCUCGGCGCCGGUGCGGUGGCCGGGAACGCCUUUGGCAUUGAUAGGAUACAGUUGGCGAAGGAACUAGGCUUUGAGGGCCUCAUUAUGAACAGCAUGUCCGCCGUCGGAGACCGAGACUUCGUCGUCGAGGUGCUCCAAUGCGCCGCCACGAUCGGCAGCCACUUGUCGCGCUGGUCCGAGGAUCUGAUCCUCUACAGCUCCCUCGAAUUCGGGUACGUCAAGCUGGCAGACGCAUACACCACUGGUAGUUCGUUGAUGCCUCAGAAAAAAAACAGCGACUCGCUGGAGCUCCUGCGCGGCAAGUCGGGCCGGAUCUUUGGGUCAAUGGCUGGCCUGAUGAUGAGCAUCAAGGGCAUCCCGUCCACGUACAACAAGGACUUGCAGGAGAGCUUGCAGCCGAUGUUGGACACCGUCAAGACGUUGAAAGACAGUCUCCAGAUUGCGGCGCGGUCGCUAGCUACGGCGACGGUUUAUCCGGAGAAGAUGCGCGCCGCGCUGAGCCCAGACAUGCUGGCGACGGACCUUGCCGAGUACCUGGUUCGAAAAGGAGUCCCCUUCCGCGAGACGCACCACCUAGCUGGCAAGAUGGUCGCACUGGCCGAGGACGAGAACAAGGGCAUGGACGAACUCAGCAUUGCGCAGUUCCAGGGCGUGGAUAAGCGGUUCGGCGACGACGUGCUGAGCGUCUUCGACUACGAGCGCUCCGUCGAGCUGAAGGACGCCACCGGCGGGACGAGUCGGCGCGCCGUUCUGGAGCAGCUGAGCGCGCUGCAGAAGACGUUGGCGAGUUGA
Molecule: messenger RNA, 1404 nt
Organism: Cladophialophora psammophila CBS 110553
Lineage: Eukaryota; Fungi; Ascomycota; Eurotiomycetes; Chaetothyriales; Herpotrichiellaceae
Product: argininosuccinate lyase
Exons: 3
Coding region: 1-1404 (467 amino acids)
Cellular component (GO): cytosol
Molecular function (GO): argininosuccinate lyase activity
Source: RefSeq, a predicted model, not a curated record